Colletotrichum phormii is the source of this 660-nucleotide messenger RNA. RefSeq lists its product as uncharacterized. The transcript has a single exon. NCBI's taxonomy places the organism in Eukaryota, Fungi, Ascomycota, Sordariomycetes, Glomerellales, Glomerellaceae. Bases 32 to 502 code for a protein of 156 amino acids. The record is from RefSeq and is a predicted model, not a curated record.
CAAAGAACCAACAACUGCAGAUCCAGUCCCAAUGUCCCAUCCACGGACCAUGGCUCUCACCAACGUCAAGGGUUUUUCUAGACGGUCCCGAAUCGUUUCUGUGCGACUCUCCACUCUGUCAUGUCAGAUUGUUUGCCAGAGUUUUGUCUCCCGAUACACCGAGGCUCUCUCGCAUUCUCUCACGAGUCACUUUGGACAAUUUCCAUUCCCUUUCAGCAAAUACCCGCCGCCACAUCGGGCUGCCUUCGCCAAUGAGACGCAUUUCCAAACUUCGUUUCGGGGGCUUUGGACCAACCACGGGCUCAGGAUCUCCAGAGAAAUGUGGUCGGUGGCCUGCCUGACACUUCUACAAACUCCGGGGUGUGCCAUUCGCAUCCCUCAAUCGUGUGCUAGAUCCGAACGCCGUUCGUCGUCAGUCGUCAGUCGUCAGUGGCCAGGAAUAGCAACAUCGUGCAGGACAUUGGAUGGGACGAGACAUUUCUUGCGGACGACGACUACCUAAACAAGAACCAACACAAUCCCAUCCGGACGCCUAGUUGUUUCCAGCUCUCGCCUUCUCCGAGCCGGCCUCGAAUCUUGGUCCAUACAGUCCCCCUCAUUUUCUCAUACCGCAGUCAAUCUUACUCUAGCCACCUUGCUAUUGACCUGGCCGGUAUGCAU